GCAACAAUGCAGACUGAGUCGCAGGAGCGUGGAUUCUGAGCCUCUUUGAAAGAGUAUCUUCCACUUUCUCAUCAAGGUGCACCCAGGUACAAAAUGGUUGACCCAAGAGACAUUUGUCCUCACCUGGAUUCCAUAGGGGAGGUCACCAAGGAAGACCUGCUCCUCAAGUCAAAGGGGACGUGCCAGUCUUGCGGCGCUGGGGGACCAAACUUGUGGGCCUGCCUUCAGGUUGGUUGUCCUUACGUUGGUUGCGGGGAAUCCUUUGCUGAUCACAGCACCCUUCAUGCACAGGCCAAAAAACACAAUCUGACAGUGAACUUGACGACGUUCCGGGUGUGGUGCUAUGCAUGUGAGAAGGAGGUGUUCUUGGACCAGCGGCUGGCAGCCCACACUCCAGCCCCCCAAUCAAAGUUAUCGGACCAGGAUUCUCCUCCACUUGUUCAUCCUCUGAAAGCUGUUCCAAUCGCAGUGGCCGAUGAAGGGGAGUCAGAAUCGGAAGAUGAUGAUCUCAAACCAAGAGGCCUUACCGGGAUGAAAAACCUUGGGAACUCCUGUUACAUGAAUGCUGCGCUUCAAGCCCUCUCUAACUGCCCCCCACUCACACAGUUCUUCCUAGAGUGUGGUGGGCUCGUGCGCACAGACAAGAAACCGGCGCUCUGCAAAAGUUACCAAAAGCUGAUUUCUGAAGUGUGGCACAAGAAGCGCCCGAGCUACGUGGUCCCGAGCAGCCUGUCUCAUGGUAUCAAGCUGGUCAAUCCUAUGUUUCGCGGCUACGCACAACAGGACACACAAGAGUUCCUACGCUGCUUGAUGGACCAGCUUCACGAAGAGCUGAAGGAACUGAUCGUCGCUGAGACACGGGACUCCGACUCGAGCGACACAGACGACAAGCGGGAGGGCGACCGCAGUCCCUCAGAGGACGAGUUCCUCUCCUGCGACUCGAGCAGCGACCGAGGCGAAGGAGACGGGCAGAGCAAAACCGGAGGCUCACUGGUGGAGGCAGAGCUGUUGAUCCAGGAUGAGGCUGGAAGGGGGAUCUCUGAAAAAGAGAGGCUGAAGGACCGCAAGUUUACGUGUAGCCACCGGCGGAGCAACUCUGAGCAGGUGGACGAGGAUGCUGACGUAGAUACCUCCAUGAUGCCCGUGGACGGCAGGGCUUCCCCGGAAACCCUCGCCCCUCCCCCUCCUCGUCCUGCCAGCCCUUCUCGGGCCCCAGAGCCGGACAAUGACGCCUACACCCGCUGCUCCUCUCGACCCUGCAGCCCCAUUCACCAGGACAUGCACUCCAAGCUGUCGAGCAGCCCUCCGCGUUCGAGCCCAGUGAGGCUGGGGCCCUCCUACGUGCUGAAAAAAGCCCAGAUGCAGGCCUCUGGCAAAAAGAAGAAGGAGGUCCGGUACCGCAGCGUCAUCUCUGACAUCUUCGACGGCUCCAUCCUGAGCCUUGUGCAGUGCCUCACCUGUGACAGAGUGCGUCUCCUUACUGCUGCUGAUCAAGUCUCCACCACUGUAGAGACGUUCCAGGACUUGUCGCUGCCCAUCCCCGGGAAGGAGGACUUGGCCAAGCUGCACUCCGCUAUCUACCAGAACGUGCCGGCCAAGACGGGAGCCUGUGGGGACAACUAUGCCUCGCAGGGGUGGAUUGCGUUCAUCAUGGAGUAUAUCCGAAGGUUUGUGGUGUCCUGCAUCCCCAGCUGGUUUUGGGGUCCUGUGGUCACCCUGGAGGACUGUCUGGCUGCCUUCUUUGCUGCUGACGAAUUGAAAGGUGACAACAUGUACAGUUGUGAACGGUGUAAAAAAUUGCGGAAUGGUGUUAAAUAUUGCAAAGUCCUCCGACUCCCUGAGAUCCUGUGCAUCCACUUGAAGCGCUUCCGGCACGAGGUCAUGUACUCCUUCAAAAUCAACAGCCACGUCUCCUUCCCCUUGGAGGGGCUGGACCUCCGGCCUUUCCUGGCCAAGGAGAGCGUCUCCCAGGUCACGACUUACGACCUCUUGUCUGUCAUCUGCCACCACGGCACCGCGGGCAGUGGGCAUUACAUUGCCUACUGCCAGAACGUGAUCAACGGCCAGUGGUAUGAAUUUGAUGACCAGUAUGUUACAGAGGUGCACGAGACGGUUGUGCAGAACGCAGAAGCCUAUGUCUUGUUCUACAGGAAGAGCAGCGAGGAGGCGGUGCGGGAGCGCCAGAAGGUCGUCUCCCUGGCCACCAUGAAGGAGCCCGGACUGCUGCAGUUCUAUAUCUCCCGGGAAUGGCUCAACAAAUUCAACACCUUUGCAGAGCCAGGCCCCAUCACCAACCAUACCUUCCUCUGCUCCCAUGGAGGCAUCCCUCCAAAUAAAUACCAUUACAUCGAUGAUCUCGUGGUGAUUCUUCCCCAGAACGUCUGGGAGUAUCUGUACAACAGGUUUGGUGGGGGACCAGCCGUGAACCACCUCUACGUGUGCUCGGUGUGCCAGGUGGAGAUCGAAGCCCUGGCCAAGAGGAGGAGGAUUGAGAUCGACACCUUCAUUAAGCUGAACAAAGCGUUCCAGGCGGAGGAGUCCCCGAGCGUCAUCUAUUGCAUCAGUAUGCAGUGGUUCCGUGAGUGGGAGGCAUUCGUGAAAGGCAAAGACAACGAGCCGCCCGGACCAAUUGACAACAGCAGGAUCGCCGUGGCGAAAGGGAGUGGCCACAUGCAGGUGAAGCAGGGGGCUGAUUACGGGCAAAUUUCUGAGGAGACCUGGGUUUACUUGAGCACGCUGUAUGGCGGAGGUCCUGAGAUCGCCAUCAGGCAGAACGUGGCCCAGGUGCAAGAGCUGGAGAGUUUGCACGGGGAGCAGAAGAUUGAAGCCGAGACCCGUGCUGCCUGAGGGACAGCGGACCACACCCAGAAGGCUGUGCCUUGGGCAGCGGACGUUCUGUAUCCCAGGAGUGGAUCCGGACACUUUCUCAUUUUUUUGGAACUCAGAUGUACCAAGCCGCAGCAUCCACCCUCUCCUCUUCACAGAGAAUAACGCUGCAGCUGGAACCCGACGUUAAUUUGAAGCUAGCUGAAGUCUCUGAGGCCUUUGUAGCUCCUUGCUUGCAGCCUCACAGGCGAGACACGAUCUUCGAGGCUGCCUGGAUCGGAGUCCGUGCGUUUCCGGCUGAGAAAGAGGGUGCCACAUUGGCCCCACGCAGCUCCGGGUUGCGCUUGCCGUGUCUGCAAAGGACCUCAGCAGGAGGAGGAGGAGGAGGAUUCCCCACUUCCUGCUUAGCUUCUCAUCUGUGCCAUCCCCAUUGGUGAGCCUGGCGGCCUUGUGUAGCUGUGACCUCGCCCGCUCGUGGUUCCCCCCCCCCCCUUCACCAUUUCAGCAGUUGGAAGGAGCAGGUUCUGCUGGAGCCAGACUGUGAAGGACUUGGGAACAUUUGGGGUGGAGGGCAUUUGAAAGGUAUCCUCAGGCAGGGGCCGCUCACAACUCUGAAGGCACGGGGAGGAAGCCCCUUCCUUUUUUGGCACAACAGCCCUCCCCUCCCUGUUGCUUCCCCUGUCCCCAUGGGAAGGAGCUGCUCAAGACGUUGGAGCAGGGGGUCAUCCAUGGAUGGAAGGAUGGAUUGAUCUGCAGGCACCGUCCCCGUGUUCACGAACCUUCCCUUCCCGCCCUCCACACACACACAACGGAGCCGCUUGCCCCUCUUCCCCUUCCCCUUGAGGUUGGCCUCCCUGAAGAAAGGGGCGGCUCUUUGAGACUGCAGAGGCAGCUGGAUGCGUCCCCUCUGUUGGCCUGACUGCUUGCAGUAGGGUCCUGCCAGAUGUGCAGGAAGCAGCCCUGAGAAAGAGGGCUCUCUCUCUCGCACUCGAGGCGCUGCAGCCCAUCCAUGUUGUGAGAAGCCAGGCAGAGAGACGGGUGCAAGCUGACUCCUCCUCCUGCCACACGUGAGCAGUUUGUGCAGUGGCUCCUCUGUGGGUCGCCUUGUGCUCCAACCCGCGUGAUGCACGCAGCAAGGCAAAGCCACCGUUCUUGCGGGGGGGCCCCACUGCUGCACCCCAGCUGGACAGGGGUAGGGUGGAGAUGGGGGAGGACAGAGCUUUAUUCUGGCUAACACGAGUCUAGAACACGGUUUGAGUCCCGGGGCACCUUUAAGACCAACCAGGUUUAAUUCUGAGGUGUGCGUGCACGCGAAAGCCGAUGCCCAGAAUUAGACUGGGUUGGUCCCAAAGGUGCCAGGGGACUCAAGCAGAGCCCAGCGUGAGGGAGGGGGUGUGUGGCAGCUUGGCCUCGGCCUGGCUGUGGCUCCCCUGCCUCUCCCCUUCUCCGCCCACUCCCCUGGGCGACAGCGUGCCCGCUCACUUCCUUCCCCUGGUUUUGCUGAGUUGCAAGAUGAGCUGACUUUUGUGGGGACAGAGAAACGGGACGAGAAGGACAAAGAGCUCUGGUAAACGUGGACCUUCUGAGACCUUUUUUUUUGGACGCUAAGCAUUUGGUGCAAACAGCCAUUGGAAACAAAAGUAGGGGUUACGUAGGGGUUGCUCCAUGUCUCUUUCCCCCUUGUUGGCGUGGAUGUGUAGACGCAAAAACACUUCCUUUCUGGUGUCUGGGGAGCAGUGGGAGACCUUUGGCAUUUCUCUGCAUCGUCUGCUACCGGGUUGUCCGUCAGUGUCUCUUGCCCAGCCAGGGAGCCCUUGGGCAGCCCCUGUCAUUGUGCGCCGGGCGUGAGCUUGAAGCAGCCGUUGGCGAACUCUCGUGCUCUUGCUCAAGUCCCUCCUUUGUGCUGAGAACAUCCACCAAUAAACUUGCUUGCA
Molecule: messenger RNA, 4760 nt
Organism: Gekko japonicus
Lineage: Eukaryota; Metazoa; Chordata; Lepidosauria; Squamata; Gekkonidae
Gene: USP20
Product: ubiquitin specific peptidase 20
Exons: 25
Coding region: 94-2847 (917 amino acids)
Biological process (GO): protein deubiquitination
Molecular function (GO): zinc ion binding; cysteine-type deubiquitinase activity
Source: RefSeq, a predicted model, not a curated record